Messenger RNA from Schizophyllum commune H4-8, 1591 nucleotides. RefSeq lists its product as uncharacterized. The record is from RefSeq and is a predicted model, not a curated record. Lineage: Eukaryota; Fungi; Basidiomycota; Agaricomycetes; Agaricales; Schizophyllaceae. The coding region runs from base 188 to 1429 and encodes 413 amino acids. The transcript is spliced from 2 exons.
CGCCCGCCACACCCGUGUCCACACCGGCGAGCGCAACCACAAGUGCCCCUUCCCCGGCUGCGAGACACGUUGCUCGCGCCAGGACAACCUCCAGCAGCACUAUCGCAUCCACCUCUCGCCUGGCUCCCGUCGUGUGUCGGGACGGGCGCUGAAGCUCAAGCGCGCGUCGCAGAUUGCGCAGCCUCCCAUGACCUCGCCACUCGUCCUCCAGCCUGCCACUACCCGUAGCCCGCCCCCACCCCCAAACACUCCGCCGCCGCUCGAGCAGGCCCCGCUCACGGCCCUUGUCGCAGAAUCGCCCGCUGCGUCCCCCUCGUCGGGCAUGCUCAGCGCGACCCGCGGCCACUCGUCCUCGCCCGAGGGGCCGUACCCGCCACAGUACAUGUCGGCCUCGACGUCGCCCGUGACGACGCCGUCCACAUACGGCUACCGCACUCCCGCCUACCCCACCUCGUCCUACGACUACUUUUCGGUGCCCGCUGCGCACCAUUCGUAUGUCACAUACGCCGAGAAUUGCGAUAGCCGGUACGAUGCGCGCCAAGCAUACGACCCGCGCCAGGUGUGCGAUGAUAGGAGCUGGGGCACAGGGGCUCGCGCGUCGUCGGGGUAUGACCGUGCGUCGUACACUGACGGCUCGUCGCGCCACUCCCUGUCGUAUAUUGCGCCGGCUUACAGGACAGCGGAGCCCCGCCGCGAGAUCCUUCCAUCGCUUGCGUCCUACUCCGGCGCGCCCUCGCCGACUUCGACGGACUCUGCGGGCUCGUCUCCUACCACCCCGGCCUUCCCCUACACCAACAACACUGCGCUCGUCGCGCAUGGCAUGCUCCCGACAGCGGAUGACUACGGCAAGGCUCCCGUAUCCGUUGAGCAGCAGAGCGUCUCCGACUAUCAAAAGGCCGCCGUCGCCGCUUACCCUGGAUAUGCCAUGUAUGACCAGCCAUCCCCGGCGUACGAGAAGCACUCGCAGACCUAUGAUCAGCGUUCUCCGGCUUACGACCAGGCUUCGCCUGCGUAUGAUCAGCCAUCUCCCACGUACGACAAGCCUGCGCCCGCAUACGACCAGCCGUCCCCUGCCUACGAGGAGCCCACGGCGUCUGGGGUCGCUGUACCCGAUACGCGCGCGGCCAUUGUGCUUCCGCCUCUGGAGGGCCGAGCGUACCAGCCGCGGUCGACGUCGGCCGCGUACACGCAGCGCAUCGAGUACAUGAACUCUGAUCGCGCGCAGUACGCCCCGUCGAUGGACAGGGGACUGCCGGGCAUGCUUCCUGCGAUGGACCGCGGGCUUCCGCCUCUUGAGCGCGGGAUGCCCGCCAUGGACCGCGCAUCGGCGUAUGAGUGUGGGAGAACUGGCUACUCCCACUCAUACGACAUGUCGUGGAAGACGGAGGGCUCGACGCGCGGGCGACUUGUUGGAGCGUACGCGCAGUGAGCGCCGCGUCCUGCUCAUCUCCCUGCUCUCCCCAUUGCCCUCCCAAAAUCCACUGAUCUCCCAAAAUACUUGUCAUUCUACUAUUCGUCAUCACCACUAUUAUCCGUCAGCCCGAUUAACUCACCCAUAUAAUCUCCCUCCGUCUCAUCAUAUUGUCCCGAC